This is a messenger RNA of Meloidogyne enterolobii, 246 nucleotides long. The record is from the annotation of a GenBank genome assembly. NCBI's taxonomy places the organism in Eukaryota, Metazoa, Nematoda, Chromadorea, Rhabditida, Meloidogynidae.
GAAUUUGAAUUCUUUCAAACACUCGAAAUGCAUUUACGUGUUGAGAAUCCGCCUCUUUCUGGCCGGGAUCAUUUGGCUUAUCGAUCUUUUUAUGCUCCGUGUAAGUUUGUUGUUGAUGGCGAUUUAUGUGAGCAAUAUUCUACAUUGGAUACAGGAAAACAGAGAGAAAUCGCUUCUGCUCUAGGUUUACAGCCUGGGGUUGUUGUAAAGAAAUUAGAAGAUUUGAGAACGCGUUAUGCUUUUUAA